Solanum stenotomum is the source of this 1515-nucleotide messenger RNA. RefSeq names its product ATP-dependent 6-phosphofructokinase 2. The transcript is spliced from 3 exons. NCBI's taxonomy places the organism in Eukaryota, Viridiplantae, Streptophyta, Magnoliopsida, Solanales, Solanaceae. Gene Ontology annotation, biological process: glycolytic process; fructose 6-phosphate metabolic process. The record is from RefSeq and is a predicted model, not a curated record. Gene Ontology annotation, cellular component: cytoplasm. Gene Ontology annotation, molecular function: ATP binding; 6-phosphofructokinase activity. Bases 30 to 1400 code for a protein of 456 amino acids.
AUUCAACAAGCAAUCGAUAUUUCUCGAUCAUGUCGAAUUCAUCUUCCUCCAUUUCCAUCUCAAAUGUUCAACUCCAACACAUAACUCAUCUCACAAACUACAAUUCCCAAAUCCAAACCCACACUAACCCACUUGCCUUUAACCCUUUUUUCCGUACUUUCCCCGGAUUCUUCCUUACCUCAUCCGAUAUCGUUCUCCGUCACAACGUUCUAGAUCUUUCCGGAACUUUCCCUUCACCUAAUCCGCCAUUAGCUUACCACAGAGCAGGACCUCGCAAUCAGAUUCUCUUCGAUCCUGCUACUGUACGAGCUUCGAUUGUUACCUGUGGCGGUUUGUGCCCAGGGAUGAAUACGGUAAUUCGGGAAUUGGUAGUUGGGUUGUGGGAAUUGUACGGUGUUCGUGAGAUUUUUGGGAUUAAAGCGGGUUAUCGAGGGUUUUAUAGCUAUGACCCGGUUCGAUUGAAUCCGAAGAUGGUUGAUGAUUGGCAUAAGAGAGGUGGGACUGUGCUUGAAACUUCUAGAGGUGGAUUUGAUUUGAAGAAGAUUGUUGAUGCUAUUCAGAAUCAUGGGUUUAACCAGCUUUACAUCAUAGGAGGAGACGGUACAAUGCGUGGAGCAGUUGAGAUAUUCGAGGAAUUGAAACAAAGAAAAUUGUAUAUAUCAGUGGUCGGAAUCCCUAAGACAGUUGACAAUGAUGUUGGCAUUAUCGACAGAUCAUUCGGGUUCCAAACUGCAGUAGAGAUGGCACAACAAGCGAUUAAUGCCGCUCAUGUAGAAGCAGAGAGUGCAGUAAAUGGGAUAGGGCUGGUGAAGCUUAUGGGCCGCAGUACUGGUCAUAUUGCACUACAUGCAACAUUAAGUAGCCGUGAUGUCGAUUGUUGUUUGAUUCCCGAGAUCGACUUCUACUUGGAAGGUAAGGGAGGGCUAUUCGAAUUUCUCGAAGAUCGGUUGAAGGAGAUGGGGCAUGCAGUGUUGGUAGUAGCCGAGGGUGCAGGACAAGAUAUAAUUCCUAGGACUGAAUCCCAGAAAACAGAAAAGGACGAGUCGGGCAACCCUGUUUUCUUGGACGUUGGAGGGUGGCUGAAGUCCGAACUCAAGAAUUGGUGGAGCAGGGAUCAUCCGAACGAGUUGUUCACGAUAAAAUACAUAGAUCCUACGUACAUGAUACGCGCUGUACCUCCAAACGCAACGGAUAAUUCGUACUGCACGUUGUUGGCACACUCUGCCAUUCACGGAGUUAUGGCAGGGUACACCGGGUUCGUUUGUGGGCCGAUAAAUGGGAACUAUGCAUAUAUUCCAGUUGAUGAAAUUGCCAAAGCAAAGAACAAAGUGGAUACCAGAGAUCAUAAAUGGUCUUGGGUUAGAUCUGUUAGCAAUCAGCCUGAUUUCAUCAGAAGUUAAAAGCUUUUGAAUGAUCUACUUUGGCACUCUCUUUGUCCGCCCGUGACGAUGGUGGUGUCUGGUCAACUUUGUGCGCAUUUUAAUUAUUUCGUCGAAUAUUUGUGAUGCAUCAUAU